Molecule: messenger RNA, 3405 nt
Organism: Xyrauchen texanus (razorback sucker)
Lineage: Eukaryota; Metazoa; Chordata; Actinopteri; Cypriniformes; Catostomidae
Exons: 12
Coding region: 395-1612 (405 amino acids)
Molecular function (GO): sequence-specific DNA binding
Source: RefSeq, a predicted model, not a curated record
AGGUGACUUACUGUCGUAACACGCUAGUUGAACGUUAUGCUCUCCUCUAUGGUAAACGCGCCGAGGUUUUUAUCUCGAUCUUGUCUCCCCGCCAGUGUACCUCCCAAAGUAUGUCUAUGGGACCGCAUUGUUUUGCUAACCUUGUAAGCUCGCAUUGAUAGAAGGGUUCUGGCACGAUCCAAGUUUCACCAAUAGAUGGCAACCGUAUGCGUCACUCAACACCAGAGAAGUAGAGGAAGCUGUAUUUGAUUGGCUGUCAAAUGACUGUUUGUUUUAGGUGAAUUGCACUAUGGCAGUGUUUAGUUGUUCAUAAAACGUCCUUCAAAAUACAAAACAACUCGGCAUUAACGAUAAGUAAUAGGUAGAUAAGUAGAUUGAUUGUUGAACAUACACGAUGGUGUUCAGUUGUUGUGCUUAUAACUGCAAAAACACUGCAAAGGACAAGAGCCUCUCUUUCCACAAAUUUCCCCUGAAAAAACCCAAAUUGCUGAAGAAAUGGCUCUACAAUUUAAGAUGGAAGGACUGGAAACCUGCUCCGCACAGUAAAGUCUGCAGUAUCCACUUUGAAAAGAACUGUUUAAUUAAAGAGGGAAAGAGAGUCCGACUUCAUUCAUCAGCUGUACCGACCAUAUUUGCUUUCCCAAGACGAGUGGGAGAUAGAAAGAGUAAGAUCAACCCAAGAAGCAGAAGAGCUUUGGGAAUUGUUGGCGAUGCAAACUCUCCUCAAGCAGCACCAAGAAGAUCAUUAAAGAACACUGGCGAAAAUAGUUCCAGCCAGACUACAGCAGACCGAACAAAAACAUCCAAGCAGCAGCUGACAGGACAGGAAAAUAGACCACCAUGGACCAUCCUGGGAGAUGGGGCUCUUGACCGAAGCAUGACUCUCCCCAGUUUCUUUCACGGUGGAUACUGUUUGCCGAUGAACAUAAGCUGGGCAGGAGAUGAUGAAUUAAAUGUAAAGCCACAUGUUGUUUACGGAGUUCCAGGGCAAACAAAACCACAUAUAAUUGAGGUUAAAGAAAGGUGGGAAUGGCUUGGGCUUGAUGUAAGAGGCCCGUUCUCUCCUACAGUUGACCACCACACACACAUCAUGACCCUGACUGACUACCAUUCCAAAUGGGUGGAGGCAUUUCCUCUGACUCAAAACCUGGGUCAAGAUGUGGCCGUGUGUCUUGCUGAAGUCAUCAUUCAGCAGGGAUACCCUCUUGGAAUUCUCUCCCGGCUUUCCAGAGGGACCCUCAAAGAAGUUAACCGUGAAUUGAAGAAACAUGUGAGGUUGAAAGGAAACACUUUAGUGGUACACCACCGCCAAACUGGUUACAUGGACCUGGUCACCGAGGCCCUUCUCAAUAAGAUGCUGGAUGAGCUGGUAAAAAAACACAAAGUAACCUGGCAUGUCCACCUCCCUGCUGCGACUCUACGUUUCUGUUGCACGAAUCACCCCUCCACCCGCGAGAAACCCUUCACCCGCAUGUAUGCCAGUAACCCGCGGUUCUCAUCUUCACCCAGAGAACUGCCUUUCAGUGUUACUGAUAUUCGCUUGAGUUCUUUUAUCAUCUCAUCCACUGAAGCAAACAAUAUGGGAACUGCAUCAGAGAAUUUGGGGCACUGACUAAGAUCAAAUUCCUCCAUUACAGAAGAAUUUUUGCCACGGUUACAUGACUUCUGAAUGUUUUCAUACUUUGUCACAUUUUCCAAGUUGUUGCUCAGAUUUUUUAAUUAUUACUCUUAGACUGUAAAUUAAAAAGCAUUUGAGCUGCCAUGCUCAGGGAAGACCCGGGUUAGAAUCAUGCCUGGAUUCCCAUCAUUCUCACACCCCCAUUUUUUUCUAUCUCUUCCUGACUGUUUAGAGUAUACCCCUAUAAGUUUUGCACUGUUGACCUGUACAGUACAAAUAUCUUAAAGUAAUACAAAAAAACUUAAAAAGGAAACAACACAUUACUGUAUUAGAAAUUAUAAACCAACCUUGUUUAUAUUAAUAAAAGAGAAUAAUUUAGGUAAAAAUGCAGGUAACAAUUAUACACAACACGAUAAGCUUGUAUUCGUAAACAUUAUUUAAUGCAAUAGUUAAGAUGAAUUAACAAUGAGCAAUACUUUUACGGCAUUUAUUUUGGUUAAUGUUAAUUUACAUAUACUAAUUCAUUUUACAUUAAAAGUUGUGUUGCAUGUAUUGAUCUAAUAUGGACAAAUUAUUUUGAUCAUUAACAUCAACCAAGAGUAAUAAAUGCUGUAGAAAAUCAUUGUUCAUUGUUGGGUCAGGAGACCAAAUGCAUUAAAGGGAUAUUCACCCAAAAUCAUUCCACCCCAGAUGUGUAUGACUGAUUUUCUUCUGCUGAAUACAAAUUAAGAUUUUAGAAGAAUAUUUCAGCUCUGUAGGUCCAUAAAAGGCAAGUAAAUUGUGAUCAGGCCUUUUAUAGCUCUAAAAAUCACAUGAAGGCAGCAAAAAGUAAUCCUUACGACUCAGUGGCUAAAUCCAUAACUUUACAAGCAAUAAGCAAAGGUGUGUGCUAGAAACAGAUCUGUAUUUAUGUACUUUUUUUUUUAACCCAUCAAUCUCCAUUUUUAUUUUCACAUUCUUUGGUUUUUGGUUAUUUGCGUUCUUUGUGCAUAUUGCCACUUACUGGGCAGGGAGGAUAAUUUAUUGUAAAAACAGACUCUGUUUUUCACCCACACCAAUCAUAUAUCUUCAGGAGAUAUGGAUUUACCCACUGUGCUUUUUGGAGCUUAACAUUUUUGGUACCCAUUCACUUGCAUCGUGAGAACCUACAAAGCUGAAAUAGUUUUUUCAAAAUCUUUGUGUUCAGCCGAAGAAAGUCAUACACAUCUGUGAUGGCACGAGGGUGAGUAAAUGAUUAGAGAAUUUUAAUUUUUGGGUGAACUAUUCCUUUAUCGUCUGAUAACAAAUGUAACCAUUUUGUAAAGUGUUACCGAAGAGCAUUAUAGUUUACCUCUAUACGAUCUCAUACAGAAGAUAAAAUAGAGUUAAAAGUUGCUUUUCCCUAAACUGCUUUUUGUUGUAAAGUAGAUGUGCCCUUAUUAUAUUCAAACGAUGGCAUUUAUCAACCCUGUGGUUUUAAAAGAAAAUAUCAAUUAAUGCAUUACCAUUUAUCUGCUAAUUCCAUAAUAUACCAUUAUGAUAUUAGAUAAGAGGCUUCAAUGGAAAAAAAACAAAACUUGAUGUGAAUCUAAAAAUUAAUUAAAAGUUCCUCCCUUGUAGUGACAAACCAGUGCUGCAGGUGGCAUUAUCAACCAAUUGUGACUUGGAGAAAAUGAACAGCGAAGAAGGGCGCCACCAUUCUUUCAAACUGGAUAAAUCAGCCUCUGGAGGGCACUGAAGGGAGAACUGUCAUUAUAGUCAUGCUGUAAGAUCUCAUCAAACUGAAUUUCCAAUAAAAAUUACUUUAA